AUGUCAGUCGAGCCCUCACGCUACGGCCCCGACUUUCACUGCAUCACUGUUUCACGUGAUGUCUUUGAAGUGCGCUCCUACUAUACAAAUUUGCGUCCUGUAGGUGGUGGAUCAUACGGCAUUGUAUGCUCUGCCGAAGACACGCUGCGUGGACGAAAAGUCGCCAUCAAGAAGAUCACUGACGUGUUUGAUGAUCUCACAGAUGCCAAGCGCAUCUUGCGCGAAAUGAAGCUGCUUCGACACCUUGGGAUACACGAAAAUAUCAUUAACAUUCUGGACGUUAUUUUGAUUCCACCUAAUGUCAUGGACUUUGACGACAUCUACAUCGUCACUGACCUCAUGGAAAGCGAUCUCGAACGGAUCAUAAGUUCUUCACAGCCACUUUCAGACGCACAUUUUCAGUAUUUCUUAUACCAAAUCUUGCGUGGUAUGAAAUUUGUGCACUCGGGAAAUGUCUUGCAUCGUGACCUCAAGCCAUCAAAUCUGCUCGUGAAUUCAAAUUGUGAUUUGUCCAUUUGUGAUUUUGGAUUGGCACGAGGAGUGGAGACAGCACACAAUGAGGAUCUCACUGAGUAUGUUGUUACACGCUGGUACCGAGCACCAGAACUUCUUACAGACUGUCAAAACUACAACGACGCAGUUGAUGUUUGGGCAAUUGGAUGCAUUUUUGCCGAAAUGCUACGUCGUCGACCAUUCUUCACAGGCCGGGAUCCCUCGGAUCAACUGCAUAUGAUAAUUCGUGUGCUUGGAUCACCUACUGAAGAGGAAAUGGCUUUUGUACCACAUGAAGCUGCCAAACGUGCGAUCCUGCAGCACGGAUUCUAUCCAAAGCGUCCAUUGAUGGAAUUCUUUCCGGAUGCCAAUCCACUGGCGGUGGAUUUGCUUUCUCAAAUGCUAAAAUUCAACCCAGCCGAACGCAUUUCUGUUAUGCAGGCUUUGGCACAUCCGUACUUGGCACAGCUUCAAAACCCUGCCGACGAGCCAGUGUGCUCUGCACCUUUCAACUUUGAUUUCGAGCGCGAGUCAUUAGUUUUGGGCGUCGAAAUGCCCAAGACGGAGUUACAGCGUCUAGUUUUUCAGGAAUGCAUGUCGAUCCACCAAAUGGAAGGACACCAUAUGCAGUAA
Plasmopara halstedii is the source of this 1125-nucleotide messenger RNA. Its product is annotated as cmgc mapk protein kinase. Bases 1 to 1125 code for a protein of 374 amino acids. Lineage: Eukaryota; Oomycota; Peronosporomycetes; Peronosporales; Peronosporaceae. Gene Ontology annotation, biological process: protein phosphorylation; intracellular signal transduction. Gene Ontology annotation, molecular function: ATP binding; MAP kinase activity. Gene Ontology annotation, cellular component: cytoplasm; nucleus. The transcript has 5 exons. The record is from RefSeq and is a predicted model, not a curated record.